AUGUCGGCAAAACACUCGCACAGGAGUGAUGGUCAGAUUUCACACCAUGGACUUCCGCCCUUUAGAUCCUACUCGGAGAAUGUGGGUUUAAGAGUACGACCGGAAAGACAUGUUAGGAGGAAGUGGAAUAAAGAGCAGUUGGAGUAUAUGGAGAGGUUGAGGAGAGAGAAAGUCGAGAGGGUUGGAUAUGGAGAGGAUGGAGUGGGAAAGAAUUAUGACAGGAAGGAUAACAAGACUAGAGGAUGGAUUAAAUGGGAAAAAUGGAGGUUUAGUAUUGGUUUUGUUCUUUUCAAUCUCGUCGUUGCCUUGCCUCUCGCAUACCUCGUCGCCAAAUACGCAGUCUUCCCCCCAUGGCAAUGGAUAACCUUCAUAUUAUCCCACCAUGCAAUAUUAGCCGCAAGCUACGAGAAAACAAUGAACAUUCGAGAUCGAAUAAUCAGAGAAGAAGAAGAUAAAUUAGAAUUAGAGAGAUGGGAUGAAGUAGUUAGGAAACUAGAAGAUGCAUUGAGGGAUUCUAGACGCGGGAGAUUAAUGCUAGGAAGGGUGGAGAAUGGAUUGAUGGGGAUGUGGGAGGGUGAGGGAAGAGAGAGGAGAUUGAGGAGGGAGGAUGAGAAGGAGAAGGAGAAUGAUGAAGUUGCGAGAGAGGCGGUCGAUAGGAAGUUAGAGGAGAUGGAGUAUGCGAGGCGUAGGGGGGCGGUUAUUGAUAGGGAGCUUUGGGUGGAGUUGAAGAGGAAACAGGUGGGUUUUGAUAGGGUGGCUCAGUAUGGGAGGGAUGAGGGGAUUAAUGUUGAUGGUAGGUGGAGGGGGAGGACUUGGUGGGAAUUGUGUGAGGCGGAGGGGGUUUUGGGGGUGUGA
Sclerotinia sclerotiorum 1980 UF-70 is the source of this 855-nucleotide messenger RNA. RefSeq lists its product with no specific name. The transcript is spliced from 2 exons. Bases 1 to 855 code for a protein of 284 amino acids. The record is from RefSeq and is a predicted model, not a curated record. NCBI's taxonomy places the organism in Eukaryota, Fungi, Ascomycota, Leotiomycetes, Helotiales, Sclerotiniaceae.